This is a messenger RNA of Parasteatoda tepidariorum (common house spider), 1202 nucleotides long. RefSeq names its product cyclin-dependent kinase 2. Lineage: Eukaryota; Metazoa; Arthropoda; Arachnida; Araneae; Theridiidae. Gene Ontology annotation, cellular component: nucleus; cytoplasm; cyclin-dependent protein kinase holoenzyme complex. The record is from RefSeq and is a predicted model, not a curated record. Gene Ontology annotation, molecular function: ATP binding; cyclin binding; cyclin-dependent protein serine/threonine kinase activity. Gene Ontology annotation, biological process: regulation of G2/M transition of mitotic cell cycle; G1/S transition of mitotic cell cycle; signal transduction.
CAUAUAAUCCGCCUUUACAUCUCAUCUCAACUCUACUAGAGUGGGAAAUAUGAGCCAAAAAAAAGUGAUUGACAUCGUAUGUUUGCCGCUUAAUCUUUUCGUGUGAUGUACCGCUAUUUACAUUAUGGCGGAAUUAAAAGAUUUUGGUAGUCUUCAAAAAAUAGGAGAAGGCACAUACGGUGUUGUUUACAAAGCAACAGAUAUAAACUCUAAGAAAGUUGUAGCUCUAAAAAAAAUACGCUUAAAAUCGGAAACCGAAGGUGUCCCCAGUACUGCUCUGCGAGAAAUCAGUUUAUUAAAAGAAUUAGACCAUCCAAAUGUUGUUCGACUCGAAGAUGUUGUUUAUUGCAAUCAAAAACUUUAUUUGGUUUUUGAGUUUUUAGAUUUAGAUCUAAAAAAACUAUUAGAUCAACAGGGUAACGUUGGUUUAUCCUUAGAUGUUGCAAAAAGUUAUUUAUGUCAACUUCUUCAAGGUUUAGCAUAUUGUCAUGCACGGAGAGUUCUUCAUCGCGAUCUCAAACCGCAAAAUUUGUUAGUUGACAAAUGCGGGACGAUAAAACUUGCAGAUUUUGGUUUAGCCAGAGGCUUCACUGUCCCUGUGAAAGCUUACACUCACGAGAUAGUUACCUUAUGGUACAGAGCACCAGAAGUACUGUUGGGUGCCAAACAUUACAGUAUGGGUGUUGACAUAUGGAGCAUUGGCUGCAUAUUUGCUGAAAUGUUGACAAAGCGUCCACUCUUUCCCGGAGACUCUGAAAUAGAUCAAUUGUUUAGAGUUUUUCGAACCUUGGGAACGCCAGACGAAGAUAGUUGGCCAGGUUGCUCUGAAUUACCAGAUUAUAAAACCACAUUCCCACGGUGGGCACCCCAAGAUGUCGGAACAAUUUUACCAAUGCUAAGCCUGGAAGGUCAAGAUCUUCUACUAAAAAUGCUUACUUAUGAACCCGAGAGCAGAUUGCCUGCCAAACGAGCACUUGCACAUCCAUUUUUAAGAAACAUUUUAUCUCAAGUUUAAUUUAUUUUUAUCGAAUGCAAUGAUUUUAACUUAUUAAUGUACAUUUUAACUUCGAAUGUAUUCAGACAAGGCAAUGUAAAGAAAGCCAAUUUUUAUAAUGUGAUAUUCCACAAAUGUAAUGCACUUAUGCGUGAGAUUUUAUAAAAUAUUUAUCUUUGAUAAUUUUAAUAUAAUAUACUCGGCCUUA